AUGGACAACCAAGCACAGAUCACCAGACUACACAGAGUAUGGCUCACCGUCAACCAGAUGGUGCUGGACCGGGGCUACGUCGUCGCCGAGAACGAGACCACCAUCACUCGUGAGGAAUUCCAAAACACCUACGGUACCGCUUCCGGUGUCGACCGUACCGCCCUCCGCCAAUUCUUCAGACACAAGGAAUCAAACUCCCAGCUUUAUGUCGAAUUCUCCACAAAUACGGAAACCGGCGAGACGAUCGGUAUCAAACCCCUCCGUGCUUUCGCCGCGACAUUGGCAGAACACCAGUGCGCUGUCGGAAUCUACGUCUACGCCGGUAAACUCUCGCCAUCUGCCUCCAAGGUCGCGUUGGCGGUUGCGGCACAGCACUCCAUCGAGCUCUUCCCCGAAUCGGACUUGAUCGUCAAUAUCACUCAGCACGAGCUCGUUCCUAAACACGAGGUCCUGUCGAAGGAGGAAAAGUUGGAGUUGUUGGAGAAGUAUCGGUUGAAGGAGACACAGUUGCCUCGCAUUUUGCCGGUGGAUCCUGUGGCGAGGUACUAUGGUUUGAAGAGAGGACAGGUCGUUAAGAUCACCAGAAGGUCUCCGACGAGUGGGAGAUAUAACACUUACCGAAUCUGCAUGUGA
Molecule: messenger RNA, 633 nt
Organism: Saitoella complicata NRRL Y-17804
Lineage: Eukaryota; Fungi; Ascomycota; Saitoellomycetes; Saitoellales; Saitoellaceae
Product: RPB5 subunit of DNA-directed RNA polymerase
Exons: 2
Coding region: 1-633 (210 amino acids)
Biological process (GO): DNA-templated transcription
Cellular component (GO): RNA polymerase II, core complex; RNA polymerase I complex; RNA polymerase III complex
Molecular function (GO): DNA binding; DNA-directed RNA polymerase activity
Source: RefSeq, a predicted model, not a curated record